GCGAACAACCGGUGAACUAGAAGAUUAAUUGGAAUAAUUGGCUGCUAUUAUAUGUGUGUUAUUUGUAUACUGAAAGCAGUUUGGCUGAAUGUGUGAAACAAAAACAGGACUCUUUUCGAACCGGAACUACCGAAAUCGGUAUAAUUUUGGAUUAAGCGGAUUGCAGUAAAACAGGAAAGGAUGAACACCUUGGCGCAGAACAUAAGUCCAAUCCAGUCCAAUUUAUCACGGCUACAGGAAGGCACCACCGCAUCAUCCUUGGUGCUAGACUCGCCGACUUCGACGAAAUCCUCCCCCACGACAGUAGUGCUUUCAACCAGCGGGGGUGACAAUCGAACAAACGGUGGCGACUCCUUGGUAGUCAUCGGUAACAACAGUAGCGACGAGGCACAAGCAAAUGACUUUCUCUCCACUUCACUGUCCUCACCGGCAUCGGCAGCCUAUCUUCUGCAGCAUCACCAUCAACACCACGGACAACAUCUUCACAGUCACCACCAACAGCAACAGCAGCAACAACAACAACAACAACAGCUCCAGCAGGACCAUGUCCAUAGUCAUCCCAGCAAUGGCCAUAGCCAUCACCACCAUCAUCACCAUCAUCAUGGGAACAACAGUAAUGGCGCGACUAGCAGCAGCAGUAGCAGUAAUGGUAGCAAGCGUAGCACAACAUCUCCGCCCCCACCAGCAUCCGGAACAAGCACAACGGCAUCCACAGUGUCCGUCUUACCCCACGUGAAUCCUUUUCACCAUAACUCGUCCUCGGCACUACAUAACGAUUACUACUCCGAGUACCGUCUCGGCACCGAAUACCGACUCAAUUCCCACCCCCACCAUCACCACCAUCAUCCCCAUCAUCCGCGGGACCUCUGGACGGCUGCAGCGGCAGUGGCCACCCACGACGGCAUGCUGGACGAGAGCUGUGAUAGCUAUGGCUUAAGACACACCGGUAAAACCCUCCGAAACGAACGCUCAGCAUUCUUCGAUUUCGCGACAAACCCUUCAACGCAUCCCGCGGCGGCCGCCGCCUACUGCUACCGUCUAUCGACCCCACCGCAACUGGUGAAACGCGAGCCAAGCGACGUAGCGGCAUGGCACACCUACUCGGAACGAAUGUUCACCGAUCCGCUGUACACCUCGCUGAAGCUCCAAAGUCAACAAUCGUCCUCUCCCCAGCUAGCACAGCAUUCGAUCUUCCCGGACUCCACCUCGCAUCUCGCUUCCGCGCUGGAGCAUACUCACAGCGUCACCGCCCAUCAGUCGGACGCUGCCGAGACGUUCCUUCACCAGGGCUACGCAUACCGACAACCGUCGGAUAUUGUCACUUCGUCAGAACCUGACUAUUGCAGCACGGCAGGUGGAUCCGCCGCGUUAACAAGCAUUACAACUACAAAUUCUUCCCCGUUGAAUUCCCUACCGGGCCCAAAUGGUCCACUGCAUCAGCGAAGGGGCUCUCUCCAGCUGUGGCAAUUUCUUGUGGCCCUGCUGGACGAACCGGCAUCAAGUGCAGGCUGCAUCGCUUGGACCGGCCGGGGAAUGGAGUUCAAGCUUGUGGAACCUGAAGAAGUCGCUCGCCGCUGGGGCAUCCAAAAGAAUCGUCCCGCAAUGAACUACGACAAAUUGUCACGAAGUUUACGCUACUACUACGAGAAAGGCAUAAUGCAGAAGGUUGCCGGCGAACGGUACGUGUACAAGUUUGUUUGUGAUCCGGAAGCACUGUUCAACAUGGCAUACGGAACGCCUACAGCGAGUGGAUCCAGCUGUGGUUCCACCUUGGAUGGAACACAUCACUCCCAUCACCAUUCACAUCAACAGCAACAGGGAAAUUCCUCCUCGCCAAACUGUCUCGGACCACCGGGCGGGCUGGGUGAAAACGGAGAAGAAACCGAGCGCAGCUCGGCCUAUUUCUCCACGAGCUCAUCCACGUACAGUCACGCCAACUGAAAGUUUGUAUUAAAUCCAAACAGUAGCAGAGAUGUUUAGCUUAAAUUUAUUGGAAAAGACCAUGUGUUAUUGCUCUCAAAAACCGAUGGCCGACGGAAAAUUAGGAAUUUUCUCUCGGAAAAUAAUGAAAUAAAAGCAAUAAACUAUGGAU
Toxorhynchites rutilus septentrionalis is the source of this 2092-nucleotide messenger RNA. RefSeq names its product ETV5-related protein Ets96B-like. The transcript is spliced from 5 exons. Gene Ontology annotation, molecular function: DNA-binding transcription factor activity, RNA polymerase II-specific; sequence-specific DNA binding. Lineage: Eukaryota; Metazoa; Arthropoda; Insecta; Diptera; Culicidae. The coding region runs from base 181 to 1941 and encodes 586 amino acids. The record is from RefSeq and is a predicted model, not a curated record. Gene Ontology annotation, biological process: regulation of transcription by RNA polymerase II; cell differentiation. Gene Ontology annotation, cellular component: nucleus.